GGAAUGGGACGGUGUCUCGGUAUGUUGCGAAGGCAACGCGGAAGUGUGGAAGCUGCGCGUGCCGCCGCUGUCUUCAAAUGACAGCGCGUCGGCGUUUGUGCCUCGGAUCCUCGGCAUGGCUCCCAAAGACCCUCUGCUGGGGACGCUCAAGGUGUGCGUCCUGAACCUGCAGUCGGACGGGGAAGCGGUGACGGACACCAACCCUCACCUCGCCUCCUGCUGUGAGCUGAUCGAGCUCGUGCUCAGGAAGGGGCUGCAACAACCAGUUCUCAGUCUGGUCCAAAGAGACUACUGGCAGUGCUUUGAGCAGCUUCCCCUUCAGGAUGCCUGUGGCAGGUUCUCUGCUCUGUCACUGGCGUUGGAGCAGAGCAGAGUUUGCAGGAAGCUGCUCUCGUCUCAAGGCCGCGGCCGCUAUCUCCUCCGGUUGGCGCUGAGCCGCAAGGUUCUGGCCCAGUUCAUCUCCCACCUGCUGCACACACCCAGGGUCCUGGAGUGGUACAGCCCAGUUAAAUCCAUUCUCAGAAAUGAGGAGUUCAUGGAGCCGUUCAUGUCUCUUCUGCUGGUCCUCACCCACAUGGAGUUUAAACUGGAUAUGGAGAAUUGUAGCUUUUUGGAUGAGAGCUGGGUCCUACCUGUGUGUGAAGUAUAUGAAGUAGUUCCCUGUCGUGAGGUCGGGAUGGUGUUAAGGUAUCUGAGCGGGCGCGUGUUCGUCCUCGAGCUGACGCCCGGGGGCCAGGCCGACGUCGACGGGUACAUCCGUCCCGGCGACAUCAUCGACGAGAUCAACGGGACCUCACUGAGGAACUCCAAGUGUGGACAGGCAGGUGUGGUCAUGUCUCGGCUGAAGGGCUGCCCUCUGUCCAUCCGCGUCCUGCGAUGGAGGGCCCACGACGGCACCGUGUAUCGGCCCCUUGUUAAACUCCUGAGGGCCCUGAGGACGGAGAACCCCGCGCUGCAGCUGGGCCCCGCUUCCUCCCAACAGUCGGCCGUGACGGAGCGGAGGCCUUCCCCAUCACAGUGUCUCCACGACGGGAGGAUUGUCUACAUUGUUCAAUACUUGGGAAGAGUAAACAUUGGAAUGUUUGGAGGCAAGGAGGUUCUACAAAACGCAAUUCCACAAGUGUUACAGAAAAACCUGCCAAGCAAGGAGGUGCUCUUGGAUAUGAAGGAAACACAUCUGACAUGCACAGACAGAAACAGCAAGAAGAACCUGUUCCAACAUCACUACCCAGAGAUUUCAUGCGUAGGGAGGUUCAGCCAACCCGACUACACAAUAUUUGCAUUCUGUGUGGCAGACACCCCAGACCCCACUCAGUCAACAGGGUUCUGCUGUGUAGCACUAAAAGCCGGCACCAUCAAGGAAUGCGAAGAGAUCGUCAGUCGAAUAGCGAUUGGCUUCAAGCAUACAGAGUGGUUUGUAUGAUUCAGUGUGUGCCAUGUGUAAAUAAAUGUGUUUAAGCAUUUAA
Molecule: messenger RNA, 1466 nt
Organism: Betta splendens (Siamese fighting fish)
Lineage: Eukaryota; Metazoa; Chordata; Actinopteri; Anabantiformes; Osphronemidae
Exons: 16
Coding region: 116-1423 (435 amino acids)
Molecular function (GO): protein binding
Source: RefSeq, a predicted model, not a curated record